This is a messenger RNA of Capra hircus (goat), 1651 nucleotides long. RefSeq names its product doublecortin domain containing 2B (gene DCDC2B). Gene Ontology annotation, cellular component: microtubule; microtubule organizing center. NCBI's taxonomy places the organism in Eukaryota, Metazoa, Chordata, Mammalia, Artiodactyla, Bovidae. The coding region runs from base 366 to 1403 and encodes 345 amino acids. Gene Ontology annotation, biological process: intracellular signal transduction. The record is from RefSeq and is a predicted model, not a curated record. The transcript has 9 exons.
CCAAGAGCAGACUAGCAUCCUUGGGGAACAGCCCCCCAAUGCUGUUGGGCUACAGUGGCGGGGAGGCUCUGAGAAUCCCUGCCCCGACCCAGUACUGAACAUCUGUGUUUCAGUGUGAUCUCUGCCACUGCCCCUCUCACUGAGCCCUGGCUCUUCCUUCAUACCUAAUGACCAGACCCACCCUACUCCUGUGAGGCCCCACCAAGAGCAGACCGGAUGAGACCCUGAAUGCAGACAGGUGCUCCUAUGGAGGCUCUCCCUGCCUUCCUGGGUAAAAAGGCAGGACUCCACCUCUGAUUGGCAUUGCUCCCAACCCUGUCUUAGUUGCCUGGCAACAGCUCUGCGUCUCUACCCACGGACAUACAAUGGCCGGUGGCAGUCCAGCAGCCAAGAAGGUAGUGGUGUAUCGGAAUGGGGACCCCUUCUCCCCAGGCCGCCAGCUGGUGGUGACUCAACGCCGCUUCCCCACCCUGGAGACCUUCCUCUGUGAGGUGACAUCGGCUGUGCAGGCCCCAGUGGCUGUGCGUGCUCUCUACACCCCUUGUCAUGGCCACCCUGUCACCGACCUGGCAGACCUGCAGAACGGAGGGCUGUAUGUGGCUGCUGGUUUCGAACAUUUCCACAAGCUCCCCUAUUUACCCCCUGGAGGGAAGGAUCCAGGUGGGAAGAGCAGCAGACUGGCAGGUCUUCCCAUGACUCGGCAGCUGUGUGAUGGGGCCCUUGGACGGCAGCUACCUGCAGGUUCCCCCUGCUACAUCCAUGUGUUCAGGAAUGGGGACCUGUUAAGUCCUCCGUUCAGCCUGAAGCUGUCCCAGGCCGCCAGCAAGGACUGGGAAGCAGUGUUGAAGCUCCUGACGGAGAAGGUGAAAUUACAGACCGGGGUUGUGCGCAAGCUCUGCACCCUGGAUGGGCUCCCACUGUCAGCAAGGGAGGCUCUGGUGAGUGGCCAUUACUAUGUGGCCGUUGGAGAGGAUGAGUUCAAGGCCCUCCCCUAUCUGGAGCUGCUGGUGCCCAGUCCCUCACUGCCCAGGGGCUGCUGGUAUCCCCCAGGUCCAAAGUCCAGGCCGCACAAGCAGGUGGUAGCGUUCCCCCUGCAGGGCCACAGGGCACAGGCAAGCCAGUCCUCUCCGGACGGAGCCAGACAAAUGGCGCCAUCCGCUUUCUGUGCCAGACCCCAGCGAGCUACUGAGCCAAGAGGCAUGCGCCCCACGCUCUCAUUUCCACCAGGAACCAAGGGAGUGUAUGUGGCUCCCCACCCAAGGAAGGAGACGGCAGGGGCCCAGGAAGUAGCAGAUGAUGAAGACACCCAGACAGAAGAGCCCUGGGAUCAGGUGGCACAGAUAGUGGAAGAGGCCCUGUUCCUGGAAAAACAGCCUGAGGCUGGGGCAGCUAUCUCAGCCUGAUGCCUGCUCCACCAUCUUGAGAUCCAGCAGCUCCAGCCAGGAACUGGGGAGCUUCAUUCUGCAGUCACCUUUUAUCCUCAGCCUCCAGCAGCCUGUUCUCAAGGAACCAGCGUCUCCUCUGCGCUCACAGGGUAUGAUGCAACCCCUUCAGUCUGGCUCUUCUGCUCGUAAACCUACAUCCCCGUCUUCCUUUCCUUUCAGAGCAGAGAAGCCCCAGCUACAGAGGCCGUUUCCUUAUGAGAGUCUCU